AUGCCAAAAAUCAACCAUAAAAUGAAACAGCCUUAUCCUUCAUUCACUUUGCUAACACCAUGGCUUCAACAUUCCUCUCAUAUCCUGCACCUCAUCUUCUACACAAUAAUCACUUUCAAACCAAAAAGCACUUCUCCAUAAAAUGCACAUCUUCACUAAACUCAUCUUCUUCUGACUCAGAAUUUCCCACACCAGACCCUACAAACACCACAAUGAACAGUCCAGAAACAUUUCCACUAGAGAAAAGAAGAAGAUCAGAUAUAGUAAGACAAAGAAGGCCGACCGACGUAGCGAAAGCCGAGCCACCGAACUUCGAAAUCGGUUGGAAGAGGACAAAAGAGAUUAACAAUGAGAAGCCAGUAGGGUUUGUGGUGGCUGACUUUUUGGAGAAGUUGGAGGAGCUUAUGAUGAGGAACGAUUAUGGUUCAACAGAACUGUUGGCAAAAGUUGGCGAGAUUGUUGCUGAAAGGGCGAGAGAAGAAGCAGAAUUUUUGAAAGAUGAAGGGAAAGUUGAAGAGAGAAUGGUUGUUGAACUUUUUAGAGUUUUGAAGUUGAUGGAAAUGGAUUUGGCUAUGGUGAAAGCUGCUGUUAAGGAGGAUACUUUGAGUGAGAGGCUUGAUCAAGCUAAGGCUAGGUGCAGGCAAGCUAUACUUGUUGCUUAUUCCUUUUGAAUUCAAUGUACUACAAUGUUGAGAUAACAAGAUGGAAUUACUAAUCAGUAUUGUUUUGUUUUAGUGACUCUUUGAUAUGUUUCAAUAAUCAUAAGAUUUUUUUGACAUUGUGGUUUCCUUCAAAGGAAUAUGCAUUUAAGAUUUUUUAAUAUUCCCCGUCUCAAAAAAUGAUAUAUAUACUAGUAUGGUUUAUACCCUUUAUUUUCCUUAUUAUAA
This is a messenger RNA of Vicia villosa (hairy vetch), 887 nucleotides long. Its product is annotated as protein CHLORORESPIRATORY REDUCTION 41, chloroplastic. The transcript has a single exon. NCBI's taxonomy places the organism in Eukaryota, Viridiplantae, Streptophyta, Magnoliopsida, Fabales, Fabaceae. Bases 60 to 671 code for a protein of 203 amino acids. The record is from RefSeq and is a predicted model, not a curated record.